This is a messenger RNA of Labeo rohita (rohu), 5512 nucleotides long. It is a transcript of the gene ranbp3a, whose product is annotated as RAN binding protein 3a. NCBI's taxonomy places the organism in Eukaryota, Metazoa, Chordata, Actinopteri, Cypriniformes, Cyprinidae. The record is from RefSeq and is a predicted model, not a curated record. Gene Ontology annotation, biological process: protein export from nucleus. Gene Ontology annotation, cellular component: nuclear pore; cytoplasm. Bases 138 to 1667 code for a protein of 509 amino acids. Gene Ontology annotation, molecular function: GTPase activator activity. The transcript has 18 exons.
CUGGCGUCACUGUUGAGCGCAGAGGAUUAUGGUUAGACACCGGAAGUAAGAUGGCGGAGGUGACAGAUGAGGUGUUUUCUCUCUGAUGCUUGGAAACAGAGGAGCUUGACUUUAUCCUGAGGAGCUCAGACAGCAGCAUGGCAGAUGAGAAUGAGAAACCUGCUGUUGCUCCUCCAGUGUUUGUGUUUCAGAAAGAUAAAGCACAAAAGAGGUCGGCAGAGGGAUCCAGCGCAGAGGAUGGAGAGGACUCUGAUAAAGAAGACGGCAGUUACAGCCCUGCUGCCAAAAGAGGAAGAACCUCACCAUUUACGCAGUUCCCACCAACUAAUUCUGUUUCUAAGAAUAAUGUUUUCAUGCCAUCCACUUUCUGCCAGUCACCAACCGGAAACUCAGACUCAGAACCUGAAGAGAAGACUGUGGGGUUUCGCCUGAAGCCCCCGACUCUGAUCCAUGGCCAGGCGCCGAGUGCUGGUGUCCCGAGCCCCAAACCCAAAGAAGCCCAACGCAGCAUCCUGCGACCUCCAGUGCUGCAGCCCCCUGUGGCCCGAUCACCCCCUCAGAACAGUGAGUACAAAGAUACAAGCAACAGCAGUUCAAAUGGAGCGAAAAACCUCUCAGAUGGAGGAGCAGAAUGUGAAGGUAACUCAGAGACGCCUGCUGCUGGCACACAGGAUAAUGACCUGUCAUCGGUAGAGAACGACAGCAAUUUUGAGCACAAAACAGAAGGGGCCCCAGUUGAGGCCGGUUUUGUGUUCGGACAGAAUAUGAGGGACAGAGCAAAGGUGGCCAACAGACGUCUCUCAUCUGAAAGUGGCGAUUGUCUUCUGGCAGAAAAUUCAGAGGAAACAAAUUACUUUUUGCAAUACAUCACUUCCAGUCCACAAAAACCUGACAGCAGCAAUGCCAACAGCGUGAAGUUUGUCUUUGGGCAGAACAUGUCGGAUCGUGUCUUGGCGCUGCCGAAAUUCAGCACUGAACCUCCAGGGGGCAGCAGAGAACCUCAGCCGGAGAUGGGCCUGUUCAGCCAGAUUUCCUCCUCGCAAGAUCAAACCGUAGAGAAGAAAUGUGCUGUAGGUGACAGCACAAAAGAGUCUCUGGAGGAGUCUGCGGCGCGACACGAAGCACACAAACCCCAGAAGUGUUUGUUAGAGCGUGUGGAGGUCAGGACGGGAGAGGAGACUGAGAGCAACGUGCUGCAGAUGCAGUGUAAGUUGUUUGUGUUUGAGAUGAUGUCUCAGUCGUGGGUGGAGAGAGGAUGUGGAGUGCUCAGGCUCAAUGACAUGGCGUCCGCUGAUGACGGCACCUUACAGUCCAGACUGGUCAUGCGGACUCAGGGAAGUCUUCGAGUGAUCCUCAACACUAAGCUUUGGCCUCAAAUGCAAGUGGAUAAAGCCAGUGAGAAGAGUCUCAGAAUAACAGCCAUGGACACAGAGGAGCAGGGCGUCAAAGUCUUCCUUGUAUCUUCCAGUUCUAAGGACACUGCGCAGCUCUUUGCAGCCCUGCACCAUCGUAUCCUGGGGCUGCGGAGCAUCAGCGGGCAGGAGCCUGACGGAGAGCUUGCCAUCCGCUUCAGCGACGACGACGAAUCCCGCACGCCUCCCACAGCGGCUACACCUGCUCCAGGUAAUCCAGAAGCAGGUGUGUGUCCAUCCACAGGUGACACAUAGUGCCGAGCCUGCUGCUGAUUUCUGUCCCACAAUGCCUCUUUGCAGCCCUCAGAUCCGCUCAAAUACUAUGCAGGUGUUUUUUUUCUCCAAAAUCCUUCAGGUAUACUGUAGCCAUGUGUUCAGCUGGUUUUAUUUAUUGCAUUUUAACAGCAAAAAAGCUCAACUUCAGGACUGGACACGUAACACUCUUAAUGUCAUCAUAUUGAUGAAAAUUGAGGUUCUUAGUGUUUUAGGAAACCAAUUUUUCCAUUCUAAAUGUGAAACUUAAUUACUUCAUUCCCUCUUGAGUGGAAACAGGAUAAAGCACACACAAACCGAACACGGAUGUUUGUUUUCCAUCUCAUCUUCCAUCACGGUUCUGCUCAGUUUCAGCUGGAUUGUUAAAAUCACCUCACUUUAGAUCUCUGAAUGACUUCAGAUGAGCCAUGGGAUGCAUAAGCGGCAUUUAUUUUACUCAUAUAGUGCUGUAGAUCAGUACAAUAUUAACAGAGCUGAUUGUCUAUGCGACCACUCUUAUCUGGAGUUUUAUAAACAUUUCAGAAUCAGAAACUUUUACACUGCAGCUUUAAGUGGACCUCGUUUAUUCAUAUUAUAUCAAAUUUAGUCUUUUUAUUCAAAGGAGACGUUCACCCAUAAAUGAAAAUUCUGUUUUGACUGACGUCAUUUCAAAGCUAAAAAAAAGUAGAUUAUUUUUGAGAAUUCUGAAAAAAAUAACAGAAUAUGGGUUUGAAUGUGUAAACAGUAACUAAAAAGUUUUUAUUUUUGGGUGAAAUGUUUUAGCUUUUACAUAUCAUUGGGGUGAGGUUGACCUCAACUAGCAAACAAAAGGAACUGUUGUACAAAUACUGUAAAUUAUCCUUCAGUUUCAAUGCAGUAGUAACUUUUCACACAGUAUAUUUUUAUGAACAUGUCCUGUAAAUCAAGUUAGUGUUGUAUAUAGUUUAGGAUCAGACGUUUUAUAGCAAAAUAUCUUGUUAAUGAUAUUUAUUUAUUAUAAAAUGGGUUCUGUAUUGUCGGUUACUACAGUAAUACUAUCUACAGUGUUUUUCAUCUAAAUAUUUUGUUUAUUGGGGAGUUUUUGUCGUUUGAUUAGUGAAAGACUGAUUCUGUGCUCUGUUACUCUUAUUUAACAAGAAUUUUGUUUAAAAAAAAAAAAAGAAAAGGUUAGACAGCAUAUUUUAAAAGCAUUUUGUGGUUGCGGAGCUGUAGAACUGGCCUGUUGGGGUGAAUCUCACAGAAUCUAUCUGGGUUGUAUUUCACACUAAAAUAAGAUCACUAAAGGAAUAGUUCAACCAAAAAUGAACCUUUGCUGAAAACUUUUCAACCUCAGUUCACCCAAAAUGUAGAUCAGUUUGUUUAUCAAAACAGAUUUGGAAAGAUUUAGCAUUACUUCAGGUGCAUAACAGUCAGUGGGUGCCGUCAGAAUGAGAGUCCAAACAGCUGAUAAAAACAUCAUAAUAAGUAAUCCACACCACUCCAGUCCAUCACUUAACAUCUUAUGAAAUGAAAAGCUGUGUUUGUAAGAAACAAAUCCUUCACUAAGCACAUUUUUAAAUUCAUAUCUAUAAUAUUGCUUUCUCCAGUGAAAAAGUUAUCUGGUCUGAAUCAGGAGAGAAAUAUGCACAGAUGCAUAAACAAGUAUGUUGGUGCGUUUUGAUGUGAGAAACAACAGGGAAUGGACUUUUUCACUACAGGAUCCCUUAUUAUGGAUUAUGAAAUCAUAUUUUGGCCAGAAGUUACGGUUUAAAGUUAAAACAUCUUAAUAAUGGAUGUGUUUCUUCAAACAUGCAGUUUUUUUACUUCACAAGAUGUUAAUGGGUGGACUGGAGUCGUGUGGAUUAUUGUGAUGCUGUUAUUAGCUGUGUGACGGCACCCUUUCACUGCAUAGGGAUUUAUUGGCAAGUGACGUGAUGCAAAAAUGAUCAUAUAUAUAUAUGUGUGUGUGUGUAUAUAUAUAUAUAUAUAUAUAUAUAUACACAUAUAUACAUACAUAUAUAUAUAUAUAUAUAUAUAUAUAUAUAUAUAUAUAUAUAUAUAUAUAUAUAUAUAUAUAUAUAAAAUACCGUAAUUUUUAUCUUAUAUUAUAUAAUAUAUUUAAUUAUAAUUUUAAUAAAUAGUAAUAGGUUUCUUUUUAUUUUGGGGUGAAAUGUGAUUUUUUUUUUUUUUUUUUUUUUUUUUUUUUUUUUUAAUUAUUAUUAUUAUUAUUUUUUGGUUCUGCUUCAUCUUAAGUUAUAGAAGGCAGUUUGUCAGCUAGCAUGGGUCAUUACAAAAUAUUACAAAAUAAUUAUAUUGUAAUAUACUUACAAGUGAUGUGUUUAUAUUGUAAUAGAAUUAUAUUAUUGAGAUAUAACUGAAGUAAAAAAAAUUUAGUGCUGUCAAAUCGAUUAAUCACGAUUAAUCACAUCCAAAAUAAAAGUUAGUUUACAUAAUAUGUGCGUGUUAUGUAUAUUCAUAAGUAAAUAUAAAUACACAAAGAUACAUGUAUAUAUUUAAGAAAUGUUUACACAUAUAUGUAUUCAUAUAUGAUUGAUAUUAUAUAUAAAUAUAAAUGUAUAUUACAUUUAUUUCUUUAAUAUGUACAUGUAUAUGUGUGUGUUCGUAUAUACAUACAAACACACACAGCACACACACACACGUUAUGUAAACACAAACUUUUAUUUUGGAUGCAAAUCGAAUAAUCGAUUUGACAGCACUAAUUUAAUUAUAGUACAGUCAUUUUAAUAAAUAGCAAUUGUUUUUCUUUUGAUUUUGGGGUGAAAUGUGACCUAGAUAUUUUUUUGUGAGAUUUGUCCUUAUAUACAUUUUUUAAAAAAAACGAAACCUGCUUCAUCUUAAGUUGUAAAGGCAGUUAAAGUCAGUUAGUGUGGGUCAGACGUCACACACAAUGUAUUCAACGAAGGGCUUUUCCCACUCUGCUGCUGAAUAUCCUCAAUACACUGCCAGUGACAGGUACUCAACUGUAGCAUAUGCACAAAAUGUGAAAAUAGAAACAAUGUAUGGUACAUUGUCUGACUGUUUCUGUCCACACGUGCUGUAAAGUGUCUGGAGCAGAUGAUCCAUUGCUCCAUCCUGCCAGUCUUCUGAAGAGCAGGAUGUGUGGCCACUGAUCAUCCCCCGGUCUGUCAGAUGAGAACAGGUUACAUUUUUUUUUUGAGUAGGAAUGCACUUAUAUUGUUAAAAAUAAAAUGAGUGAUUUGUAGAUAUGUUGGUCAAUAUACUAAAUAAGCCUUUGUUACAAAUGCGUUUAAAAACUAAAGAAUAUUUUUGUCCUAUUUGCAGAGGUUUAGUGUUUAUACCAACUAUAGCACUUACUUGUUGUGUUUUGUGUUCAUAUUUGUGUUGUUUCCUUUUGACAUUACAUUCUGUUCUGCUUCAGAAUGAAUGUGUGUUUCCAUACAGUUAGAUGUUUUCCAUCAAAAUGAAAGCACUAGCAGGGCUAAAGGUUUACAAAACAGAUGUUUGCUUGAUUGAAGAGUUGAUUUCUGUAAAUGUUUACAUUCAGUGUGUUGCAGCAGAUGUACUUUUUUUUUGUUUUUUUGGGUUGAUUGUGUUAGACCCCAGAUAGACUGUGAACAUGCCGGUGCUAUUCCUGCUCCAGAACAGCUCAGCUGCACUGGUCUUGUGGUUUAAAUAUACACUUUUGCUUUGGUGAAAGCGUUUAGAGAUCGUUUAGAAGGGCUAGUCUGCUAUUGGACUGUUGAUUCCACUGGAAUAAGUACGUCUGUUUGUUAACCACGAUUCUGAAACAUGUAAUGGUGGUCAAACGUGGAUGUAUAUUUGGUCUGUUUGAGACAUUUCUGUUUUCCUUUAACCAUGUGAUAAGUUAUAAAACCCUGGAAUAUGCA